UUGCAAAUGGCGGUGUGGCCAGAAUGAAAAGUGAACGAUAAAUACCACUUAUUAUACCCAUGCCCCCGAAGAAAAGAAGAGCUGCUAAGAGCAGUUUGAAUUAUGAUAGUUUGAUUCAUUAUUUGAAGUAUGAGGCAUAUCCCCCAGAAGUCAACUCUGAUCGAGAAAAACGAAAUAUCCGGAAGCGUGCAAAGUCGUUCCGCCUGGAACAGCUUCCUAGUGGAGAUAAACUUUAUUUCACAUACACAUAUUCAGACGAAGAAAAUACACAACACACAAAGGAAGUAAUAUAUAAAAUUGAAGAUCAGCAAAGAGCUUUUGACGAAUUUCAUAUAAAUUCUAAAGGUGUCCACAUUGGUCGUGAGAAAUUACUCACCUUGAUAACAGAAAAAUAUUACUGGCAGGGAAUAUGUAUCAAGAUUCGAGAAUUCCUCAGAGCAUGCAAAGAAUGCCAUCAAAAGGUAGAGGCACAAGUUACAAAGAAGAAACUCAUGGAAGAAAAUAUACAAACAGAAGGAUAUGUUGCUGUAAAGAUCGAGGAUGAUCAGGAUGAUGAAGAAGUAAUGGAAGCUGAAGAUUUAUCUGGUGUAUCACUAAGUGAUAUAUGGACAUCAUCUGAACAACAGUCAUUACAAUCUCAGCAUUUCUGGGAUAUUGUUGAAGUAAAGAUGUUAGGACCAUAUCUUUGUAAUGGAAGAAAGAAACAUGUUAUGGUAUUUAUGGAUGUAUUUUCCUUAUGGCCAGAGGCAGCUAUUGUGGAAACAAUGUCCUCCACUGUUGUAACACAUGUUCUGAUCAAUCUGAUAUGUAGAUUUGGAGUGAUGAACAAAUUGUUAAUGGGAGCUGAUCAAACUGAUACAAAUAUUUUGAUGUUACCUAGGACAGAUAUUCUUAUAGCUUCUGACAUAGAUAUAAAGAUACUGCACAGAGCCUCUCCACAAACAGCUGAAGCAUGGCAUGAAAUAGAAGAAACCAUGAAUCAGUUUGUUGCCAAUAAUUCUGACUGGACAAAUUGUCUGCCCUUUGCUCUACUGCCACACAGAAUAUCUCGUGGAAGAAACACUGAAUACUCUCCAGCUUAUCUGACAUACAGCAGAGAAUUAAAUCUUCCAACUCUACUGACACAUCAACCCACAGCAGAAUAUCUUCAAACAAGUGAUGGAUAUAUUCCUAUUGACAAAAAGUUACAAACCCUAAAAUCAUUAAUGACUGUUUACAAAGGAUAUUGUGGUGAUGAUAAUGUUUCUCAGGAUUCUGAUGCAUUUAAAGGUCCAUAUAUGAAUAUGCCUCGAAAAAAGGUUUCUUCAGGUCAUGUUAAAACCAUGCCUCCAUCUAUUAGUUUAAGUAGUCAAGAAGUGUCUCCAACAACUUCAUCUCAGAUAAGUCAUGUGGGUAUUGAUACAUCUGUGAUGUGUGAUGAAGAUGAUAAAAGCACAGACGACAAAAAUGUCAAACCGAAAAUAGAAAAUAACGAGGACCAGGAAACUUCAGUGAAUCCCCCACUAAGAAGGAAAAGAUGGUCAAAAACUCAUAGAACCAGAAUGGAUAACAGCAGUAAUAAUAGUGAUGAUCUAAGUAUAGAGGAAAUACAGAGCUAUGAAAAACUUCUAAAAGUCGAUGAAAAUAUCAAUGCUGAUAAAUUAAUGGUUUCAGGAGAAGUUGAUGCAUAUUAUGACGAUGUGAUAUUGUAUCUUAAACAUAAAAGAUAUGGAGUAGGUGUUGUAAAUGAUCACAUGAAAAGGAAUAUAAGAAAGAUGUCUGAGAGUCAUUACUUAGAAGGGGAUAUGCUGUACCACAAAUGGAAGACAACCAGUAGGAUUAUACCUCUCAGAUUUGAUGAAAGAUAUUAUAUUAUGGAAAAUUACCAUAUUGAUAACAAAGGAAGACAUUUAGGAUUCAGACAAAUGUACGAGAGACUGAAUAAGUUCCACUGGAAGAGUAUGGCUGUAGAUUGUGAAGCUUAUGUUAGGACUUGUGUUACUUGUAACCAGAUGAAAAGUGUUAACAAUGAGAGUCUAUUUGAGUAUUCUUAUGAUGUGACUGAUGAGGAGAGAGCCAAGCUUGCUGAAGAAAACUACAGUUUGUUGGUUAAGUAUCUACAGAAAGGAAAGAUUUUACAGUCUGUUCAACCAAACAAAGCUAGACUGAUAACAUUACUGGCCAACUGGUUCAUUAUCAACAAUGGCCAGUUAUACUACAGGAGACCAGAUAGAGAUUUUAAUGUGUGUCUUGAGAUAGCAGCUAGAGCCAAGAAAAAUGCCAUUAGGAAUGUUCAUGUUAUUGCAGAACGUGGAAAUCAUUUAAAUCAACUUGACACAUUACAAAUGUUAAGCGAAGGAUAUAUAUGGAAUGGCAUGAAGGAAAACUGUGAAGAUUUUGUACACUCUUGUUGUAAUCUUCCAAAACCAGCAAACGUCAAAAGAAAUGCUGCAUUAAAAAAAUAUGAUCUUCUACAAAGGGUUUCAUUGUACAAGAAGAUAAGAGUUAUGCAAGAUGAUCCAAAGAUGACGCAAAAAACUAAGCAGCAUAAGUCAAUUGCAUUAUAUAGAUAUCAAAACAUUUUAGACGACACAGCUGAAGAUUGUUUCAGGACAGACAAUGAUCACACAGAAGUUUCUAGUGAGUUCGUAGAAAUGACAGAAAAUGACCAGCCUCAUUUUGAACAAGAGAAUGAGAUGGAGAUUGAAAAUUCCGGAUUGUGUGAAAAUACAGACGCUGAUACAUCUGUGACAAAUGAAAUUAUAAAAAAGGACGAAGAAGUAGGAGAACUGGAUGAGAUUAGCAGAAACCAGCCAUCUGUUUCUCAAGAAGAACAGACUAUGAUUUGUAAUUCUAGUGAUGUUAUUGAACAGCAUGUAGAUGAUAUUGAGCAAAUAAUAAACUGUAAACAACUAGUUGAAGAUGACCAGAAUAUUAAUCAACAGGCAGUCCUCCAUAAACAGGCAAAAAGUCAUACAGCUAGUCCACAUACAAAUUCUAGUGAAGAAAUGGGAAAUGAAGGAUCAGUGGAUAAUAUGACCUUGGAGACAUCUGAUGGUAGCCAGGACGAUGUUAUUAAACAAGAACAUAGGUAUACUUCAUCAAGGGUGGUCGAUACUAGAGAAUCUCGGAUGAUUCCACUGGAAGAAGCUCUACUUCUUUGUUCAUCUGAUAAUAACUUACAGGGCUCAGGAGAUAUACAUAUAGAUAAACAUGAAAAGCAUGAUAUAGCAGUUGAGAACAAAAUGGUAGAGAGUAGACCAACACAGACAGAGUAUCUUAGAAAUGUUUCUGAUGAGGUUACACUGUCAGCCAUCAGAUCUAUAUUACCAUCUGACGAGCAUGAUGAGGAGGAAGGAGAACUGUACGAUGAAGAAACGGAAUCAGAGAAUGAAGAAAUGACUGCAACAGCAGAAAAUGAUUCAGACUGGAAACCAAAAGAAGUCAAAUCUAAACACCAACAACAGGACACCAGUGCAAUAGUAGGCAGCAAGGACCCUGAUUUGGAUCCCAUAAAGAAGAAAUAUGAUACAACAACCAGAUUUCGUUGUAAAGAAUGUGGGAAAUGCAUUAGAGGGAUCAUAAGAUACAGAACACAUGUAUAUGAACACACAGGAAUUAAACCUUUUGAAUGUGAACAUUGUGAUAAAAGGUUCACAACUUUAAAGACAAAGAAAAUCCACAUGAUGAGACAUACUGGUGGUCAACAAUUUCUGUGUUAUUUAUGUGGAAAAGGAUUUAGUACAAGUAUCAGUUUGAAAUCCCACAUAAACAUACAUGAGAAAGGUGGAAAUAUUAUGGUGAAGUGUGAGCUGUGUCGUCGUGUUUUUAGAACCAAAAAUAGAUAUGAGAAACACAUGCAAUGUAAACAUCCUUACACACCUGAAAUAUUUAGAUGUGACGAAUGUGACAAAGAUUUUACUACAAGAAGGAGUUUGUACAGACACAACAAGUCUCAACAUGAGAAAAUUAAAACCCACAUUUGUGAGAUAUGUGGUAAAGGAUUUUAUAGGAAAGAAUAUCUGAAGCGACAUUUGGAGACACAUGAAUCUGUUAAACCAGAACAUUCAUAUAGACGAAGACCUAUCAUUGAUCUAAUACAAGAAACUAGUGUUAAAUAUGAAAUUCCUAUAUCACAGACUGAAGUACAUAUACCCCGUAGAUGUACCAUAGACUUAAUACAAGAAUCUGGUGUUAAAUAUGAAAUUCCUAUGUCACAGAAUGAAGUACAUAUACCAAAUACAGUGCAAUAUACAAACUCUGAAACAGUGAUGGAGAGUAUAACAGUACCAGGUGAAUAUACUAUACCCCUGUCUGAUUCAACUCACAUCGCCUUGCCUAGUACAACUGUGGAAAAUCAAAUGACAGUGGAAUCAAGUUAUUACAUCAGUAAUCCUGAUGAUGAGAACCAAGUAUCACAUAUGUUUGUGUAUGAGCAGCCAGCUGUUCAAUAUGAGGUAGAAUGUGGGUCAUCUGGUGAACAAAUUGACGCUGCUGAAGCUCUGACAGCUAUUAAUAUGUUGGCACAGGCUAGCAUUAAUCAAGGAUUUUGAAAUUUAAAAUCAUUAACAAAUACCUCUGUUAUUUUUUCACUAGCUUAUAGUAUUGAGAGUUAUUGAAAUCAUUAUGCUUUAAUUAAAAUAAUUAUACAAUCAG
Messenger RNA from Mytilus californianus (California mussel), 4635 nucleotides. RefSeq lists its product as uncharacterized. The transcript has 15 exons. The coding region runs from base 60 to 4532 and encodes 1490 amino acids. Gene Ontology annotation, biological process: regulation of transcription by RNA polymerase II. Lineage: Eukaryota; Metazoa; Mollusca; Bivalvia; Mytilida; Mytilidae. Gene Ontology annotation, molecular function: RNA polymerase II cis-regulatory region sequence-specific DNA binding; DNA-binding transcription factor activity. The record is from RefSeq and is a predicted model, not a curated record.